Molecule: messenger RNA, 769 nt
Organism: Brassica napus (rape)
Lineage: Eukaryota; Viridiplantae; Streptophyta; Magnoliopsida; Brassicales; Brassicaceae
Product: DNA-directed RNA polymerase II subunit 7
Exons: 7
Coding region: 97-630 (177 amino acids)
Biological process (GO): transcription initiation at RNA polymerase II promoter; DNA-templated transcription; positive regulation of nuclear-transcribed mRNA poly(A) tail shortening
Cellular component (GO): RNA polymerase II, core complex; P-body
Molecular function (GO): single-stranded DNA binding; single-stranded RNA binding; translation initiation factor binding
Source: RefSeq, a predicted model, not a curated record
AUCUGCAGUUGUGGAAACUAUAAAGAGACAUAAAACUAGGGUCGGAGUCCCAGAGCGAGAGAGCGAAAGAGUCUAGAAAAAAGUGCAGAGACCAAGAUGUUCUUCCACAUAGUAUUGGAGCGAAACAUGCAAUUACACCCACGAUUCUUCGGUCGCAACCUCCGUGAGAAUCUCGUCUCUAAGCUCAUGAAAGAUGUCGAGGGCACUUGCAGUGGUCGACACGGGUUCGUAGUGGCGAUAACAGGGAUAGAAAGUGUAGGGAAAGGAUUGAUCCGAGACGGGACUGCCUUCGUCACUUUCCCCGUUAAGUAUCAGUGCGUUGUCUUCAGGCCUUUCAAGGGAGAGAUUUUGGAAGCUGUUGUGACUUUGGUGAAUAAGAUGGGUUUCUUCGCUGAAGCUGGACCUGUUCAGAUCUUUGUGUCCAAGCAUUUGAUUCCAGAUGAUAUGGAGUUUCAGGCUGGAGACAUGCCUAAUUACACCACAUCUGAUGGAUCGGUUAAGAUCCAGAAAGAAUGUGAAGUGAGACUAAAGAUUAUUGGCACAAGAGUCGAUGCCACUGAAAUCUUUUGUGUGGGUACCAUCAAAGACGAUUUUUUGGGAGUCAUCAACGACCCUGCAGCCGCUGCAUAAGCAAAAGUUUCAGGCCUAGUUCGGUUUAUGGAUAUGUUUAAUUCGGAAUAAUAGUUUAAUUUUCAUUCGAGUGUAGUUGACUUUGUUCCUAUAUUAUAAACGUCUUAUUGUGUUAGAAAUAAAAGUAAUCGCGGACAAA